This is a messenger RNA of Cottoperca gobio, 4634 nucleotides long. It is a transcript of the gene ptpn5, whose product is annotated as protein tyrosine phosphatase non-receptor type 5. Gene Ontology annotation, cellular component: cell junction; cytosol; plasma membrane. Gene Ontology annotation, molecular function: protein kinase binding; protein tyrosine phosphatase activity. The record is from RefSeq and is a predicted model, not a curated record. The coding region runs from base 521 to 2248 and encodes 575 amino acids. The transcript has 15 exons. Gene Ontology annotation, biological process: signal transduction; protein dephosphorylation. Lineage: Eukaryota; Metazoa; Chordata; Actinopteri; Perciformes; Bovichtidae.
UUGCUGCAUAUACCUAGACGAAGCUGCCGCCUGUGGAUCUCUCUCUCCUCCAGGAUACAAACAAAAGAAAAACCCAUCAGACUUUUUAUACCUCUAUUUCUCUUUCACACACAGACACACACACCAACAUUCGUAGAUUCUGCCUCUCCUACCCUCACACACGUCCUCUGCCUCUCACUGUCAGUCUUUCUCCUUCUUACAUGCAAACACACUCCUUCUUCUCCCAGACAGAGGAGCAGUAAAGGGAUUGGCGCGGUUCUUGGUGUUUGGCUCCUGGUCCUUGGCUCAGAGGGAGCAGAGCGGCAGAUGGUGAUGUGAAGACGGGCUCAGCCAGGUGAAUACCAAUUCCUCAGCGAAGCCCCCACGGUUCAUAUGGAUGCUGCGCUUUCCUGGCUGUGAAAAGAUUUGACUCUUCCACACAAUGGCUGACAACAGCUGGUUGCCACAGGAUACAGAAUUUAACUUGAUCAUGUGAUCUGACUCCCUCCCCCAGUUCCCUGCCAUCUAUCAUAGGGGGAUCAUGACCCGCCGGCUGAGCAGCUCCACCCGUUCCCACACAGAGGACUCCAUCUUUCUGAGGCCCGAAGAAGACCCCGUCUGGCUGGAUGAGCCCACAAAGACUGAUAGAAAGGGCGACGGAGCCCCUCAAAAAGAUGUGCUGCGAAAAUGCAAAGAUGGACCUGCAGAGGGCCAAAGACCGCAGGCAGACGAAAUGUUAUUGCAUAAGGUGUACGCGCUGGUGAUUGAGAUCCACUGCUGGGCUGCAGUGUUUGCCCUCUCCCAAGUCACGGGGUACACUGUGUUUUUUGUGUUGGAAGGAAACGGACUUCUCUCUUCCAUCUACAAAGCACUGCAUGUCAUCGACUUCUACCUUGGCUUCAUCAUUCCCUGCCACCCAAUUUUUGGAAUGGACUCCAUAGUGAUGAUGAGGGAGGUGGUAAACACCGAUGAGCGCAACUGGAUUGUGUAUGGUACUGCAGGCAUCGGUUUAGCCAUCUGUGUAAUAAUGGUCAUUCACAUGGUGUGUAACUGGCGUUACCGCACUAGAUUGUGGUCGUCUGAAACAGUGUCGCGGGACAGUGGUGACCGCCGUCAGUCUGUGAGUCGCCAGCCCUCCUUCACCCUGUCAGAGUGGACAGACGCUCAGGAGGAUCUGAUGGACAUGGACCCUGAGCCCCAGACGCCGGUCUUUGAAAUGGGCACUGAAACCAGAACAGAGGGAGACGCCGCCACCCUCCUUGUCACACCAGUGGGGCUUCAGGAGAGGAGGGGGUCCAACGUUUCCCUGACCUUGGACAUGUGUACACCAGGCUGCACUGAACCCUACGGCUACGGAGGCCAGCUCUCCCCCAGAGACCAGACGGCCAAGGAGUACCUCCGACAGGGAACAAACACUCUGACCCCUGCAAUGCUACACACUCGGGCCAUGGAUGACCAGAGCCUGCAGGCUGAGUUUUAUGAAACUCCCAUGAACUUUGUGGACCCUAAGGAGUACAACUACCCAGGGCUGGUGAGAAAGAACCGCUACAAGACCAUCUUACCCAACAAGCACAGCAGAGUGAUCUUGAAGUCGCAGGAUGAAGAAGAUUUUCUAACUACUUACAUCAAUGCUAAUUAUCUCAAAGGUUAUGGGGAUGAAGAUGAGGAGUGUGCAUACAUUGCCACCCAGGGUCCCACCGUGAACACAGUGGGGGACUUCUGGAGGAUGGUGUGGCAGGAAAGAAGCCCAAUCAUAGUGAUGAUCACCAACCUGGAGGAGAAAAACGAGAAAUGUGCAGAGUACUGGCCCGAGGACACUGUGACCCAUGAGGGCAUUAAGAUCACCGUCGUUACGGUAACCCAGGAGGAUGACUACAGUCUGAGGGUGUUUACGUUGAAGUGUGGGGGGGAGGAGCGCAGUCUGCAGCAGUACUGGUACACCUCGUGGCCUGAUCAGAAGACUCCAGACAAGGCUCCACCUCUUCUGGAACUGGUGCAGGAAGUGGAAAGGGCCCGAGAGGAAGCCCCGCCCUCCAGUGGCCCUAUAAUUGUCCACUGCAGUGCUGGAAUUGGUCGAACUGGCUGCUUCAUCGCCACCUCCAUCCUGUGCAAGCAGCUGAGGACUGAGGGUGCGGUUGACAUCCUGAGAACCACCUGCCAGCUCCGUCUGGACAGGGGUGGGAUGAUCCAGACGUGCGAGCAGUACCAGUUUGUGCAUCACGUCCUCAGCCUGUUCGAGAAGCAGCUGCCCCACACUGCUGAGGAGUAGAGUGAGCGCUACAGCCACUCUCAGACCGAGACACACCACUGUACACUGUACCGCCUCUGGUGGUACGCACCACUGUACCUAGCAUCAUCUCAAUCUCACCCUUUAACAAAUUCAAACCAUGUUAAUCUCUUCACCCAAAACAGGCUCGCUCAGACAGGACUGAAUGGCUGACAUGAAAUCUGUGAUUAGUGUAUGUCUUUGAGCACAACAAACAUAGAGAGGUGGGAUAUGAGAUAGCCCAACAAAAAUCCUGUUCAGACACUUUAGUGACAUUGAGUUGAGAGUCACAAUAGUCAGGCCCCGAAAUAAUCCAAGCCCACAGUCCUGACAUCAUUUCAUUUACACUGCUGAGGUUUUUUUUUUAUCAUGUUACUGUUAAUAAUUCUCAGUCAUUAAGGCCUCAUUUAGUUCUUAGCCCCCUCACACAUUGUAUCUACAGUUAUAAAAGAUCAAACUAGAGCUGAAGUAUAAUUAGUGCACCUGCAGCACUGUCAGUUUGCUGUAUGGAGGACAUUCAAAUUCAGUCUUGCAAAGUUAGUGUCAAUAAUAAGGGCCUUUUAAGUGCCAACAUAAUUCAAAUCUACAGAAAUGAUCAAAUGCCAGCCUAUCUAGUUGUAAAAUGUCACAUGAAAUAUAAGUUAACCAACAUCGUUUCUCAUUGACUUUCACUGAAACUCAAUUUUAUUGUAAAAAUAAAUCAUUACAGAGGGCCUGUUUCAACUUUUGAUGCGUUCAGGAGCCAUCUCAUCUUCAGGUUGCAUGGUGCUAAGUGUUCAUUAAAGGCAUGUGCAAUGUUAUGGAACAUAGGAAUGUAUAAUAAUUAGGUUUUUAAUGAACUAAUUAGGAUUUCUGUGCAAUCUACAGUAUUACAAUUUUACCAUGCUGCCUGUGCAGUUCUCAUGGCCCAUUAUGUUUACAGUAAACAACUCCUGCAUUAAGGCCGCAUAGACGUACACUCAGAGGCGUCACAGAGCCAGGGACACUGAGGGGACAGAGGCCAGAAAUAGAAUCAGACCAUUAGAAAAAUCAAUGGAAAGCCCAAUCAAAGCUCUGGAGAAUCUAACAUAUACACACGGGGAAGUGUAAUGCAGAGGAAAGCAGAAAGUUGCAUUAAAAUGCACCAUACAUUGAUGACAGAUGGUCACAUAUAGGUAAUCUUCUUGUAAAUGUCCCAUUACUAUCAUGAUCGCCCUCAGAGUUACAUGCUCCGUGAUGCCUCUGCUUUCAACAGUAGCUUGAACACAUCCGUGAAGUAAGAAGCCCAUGAUUGUUGUAUAGACAGGCCAGGCCUAAUCUGUAUGAAGCACAAUAGACCAACUAAGGUUGUCUCUGAUGUUCAGCUGUAAAAGUUCUUAAUUUUUCUCCGUAUUGUGUUUUGAUUGUGUUGAGUUUAAUGGAUUGCAUGUGCUGUAUGGGACUCCAUAGGUCCACAAUCAAAGCGACGUGAUUGGUUGUCCUGCUUUUUGUUGUGUAAAAGGGUUUAAGCCUAUUAUAUUGCUUGCUCUCGGCCAAUGCUUUUGAUACAGUUUGCUUUUGUGAAACCAACCAGAGAUAUUUUUAGAACAUUUUGAUACAAUCCUUUCGAGUAGAUGCCUUGUGUAUAUUUCCGUUUACACCAUGAUGGAAUGUAGCUCAUACUGUGGAUCAAACCAUCGGUUUAUAUUGCAAGAUUUGACAGAACAAAAUGUGACAACUACCUAAGUUACCUUACAGUACAGAAAAUAAAUAGAUUAUGUUUAGUCUUCAGUAUUAUUACUUUAUGCCUUUAGGGUUUGCUUUAAUAUGCUUUGCUUUCUGUGUAUGUUUUUGUCGUUUUUCUUGGAGAAUUUUACCUCAGACUGAGUAUUUACCCAGUCCCCACUCGAUUCCAUCUGUGACUCUAGGCCACUCUCAGUUGACAACACGAGAAAUAAUUGCUAUGUGUAAGGCAGCUAAAACAGUGAAGACAGUUUUCUAUGUAACAGACAUCACAAUCAAACAACUUCUAUCUUGACUUAAUGCAUCAGAUCAACAGUAACGAACAUUAUCGGAGGAUGGAGUUAAUUGUGUGGGCUCGGACCAAUUUAUAAACAUCAAAUCAACUAGCAAAUCAAACUGCCAAAAUUACCUUUUACAGGAAAAUAGGACUGGGAUUGAUAAGAAAAGCUACAAUCUGCUAUCGGACUUUUGACAUAAUCCUCUGAUAAUGUCCAGUGUACUCAACUGAAAAGCUUUUAUUUUGAGUGCUUGUUUUCAAUGCUUCUCUGGUCCUUCUCUGAUGAUCAAAAUGUCAAAAUAGCCAACAGUCAGACAUACAACCAACCAGCAAUCAGUAUUCCUCUCCCCUGCUACAGUAUCGCUUUAAGUUGUGAGUUUUUGCAUCCAAAUAAAGGUAGAUUUUCAUGAA